AAUGAAUUUUGUGUGUUUACUGAAAAGUCGUUUUAAGCAACCGAAAUCGCGUUUCCAUAUGGAGAAACCCUAAACCCUGGACUCCCCUGCUUCGUUUUCAAGUUCAUGCGAUUGUUCAAAAAUUGACAUAAAAAUCUUCACCGCUUUUUGUCAAAGCGUGAGCUAUGGCUCGGAGAAAUCCGGUUACAUCGGCGGCUAAAGAACGGAAGCCGGAAGAAAAGCGGCAAAGCAAUGCCGAACGAUCGGCUUACUUCGCUCGGAGAGAAGCCGCUAAGGUCUUGCGCAGCAUGCUCCAGGGGGACGCUCGGCGCCGAGCCGUCGGCUCGAUUAAGUCGCUUGUUUACAGCCCUUCCAUCAGGAACAAGAAGGCUACUUUUGCCUUGGUCUGCCAAACUCUCAAGCAUCUCUCACUUAUUAAGGAUGUCAUGGACGGUGCAAAUGUUCUAAGUGCCAAGUGGAAGAAGCAGAAAGAAUUAAUGUAUAUCAUCACAUAUGACUUACUCUUUGGACAGAAAGGUUCAUUUACUGGUGAUGCCGAGAAGUAUCUCAUGCUAAAAAAAGAUGCAUUACAAUCAGCUCUAUCACGGAUUUUAAGGCGCAAGGGGGUGAAAGAUGUAGAAGACUUGGUGGCUCUUGAUAAAGUUUCUGAAUUGCAGAAACCUCGUUAUGUUCGUGUGAAUACUCUGAAGAUAGAUACGGAGUUUGCCAUACGCGAAUUAAGACAACAAUAUGCCGUCCAAAAGGAUGACAUAGUCCCAGACCUAUUGAUUCUCCCACCAGGUGCUGAUUUACACAAUCAUCCCCUAGUGAUGAAUGGAAGUAUUUUCUUGCAGGGAAAGGCAAGCUCUAUGGCUGCUGUAGCUCUUGGACCCAAACCUGGAUGGGAGGUCAUUGAUGCCUGUUCAGCUCCUGGGAACAAAACAGUGCACCUUGCUGCUCUUAUGAAGGGCGAGGGAAAAAUUUUAGCUUGUGAACUUAACAAGGAAAGGGUUAAGCGCUUGAAAGAUAAUGUCAAACUGGCUGGAGCCACAAAUGUAAAAGUUAUGCAUGAAGAUUUCUUAAAUCUCGAUCCUAGACAUCCUUCUUAUUCAAAGGUUCGUGCUAUACUUUUAGAUCCAUCAUGUUCCGGAUCAGGGACAGCUUUUGAGAGAUUAGAUCAUUUACUUCCAUCACAUAAUGCAGGUGGGACUGAUCUGGUUGACAUAAAGCGACUGCGAAAGCUUGCAAGUUUUCAGAAGAAGGUGCUGGAACACGCGUUAUCUUUCCCAGCAGUGGAGAGAAUCGUUUACAGCACGUGUUCAAUUCAUCAGAUUGAAAAUGAAGAUCUCGUCAACUCUGUUCUGCCUAUAGCUUCAUCCUAUGGGUUUCAACUGGCAACAACAUUUCCGCAGUGGCCUCGCCGUGGCCUCCCAACGUUUGAUGGGGCUGAACACUUGUUAAGGACGGAUUUGACCAUAGACAAAGAAGGUUUCUUCAUCGCUCUGUUCGUCCGGGAAGGCAUUCAUCAGCCUGAAGACUGUAGCAAAAAUGCAGAAAACCAUGCAGGCAGUGUCACUAGGAAAAGCUCCUGUAGGACUAGAAAACCUUUGAACAUUUUUAUUGCCAAAAUGCUUAAAGUUUCGCCUCACCAACAAUUCACACUCUGGCGAAAGAGAGCACAGGCACCAGCAACCUAAGGCGUCUAAAUUUUCCCAGACUUUUUUACCCAGUUGUAUGCAAAUUUCUAACUGCAGAAUGUGAUUUUCAGUAUGUAGCAACACACUGUAUUACUCGAAAAAUAGAAAUGAGCAACAGGAAAGCACACGUUCAUAAUUCA
Molecule: messenger RNA, 1816 nt
Organism: Sesamum indicum (sesame)
Lineage: Eukaryota; Viridiplantae; Streptophyta; Magnoliopsida; Lamiales; Pedaliaceae
Product: S-adenosyl-L-methionine-dependent methyltransferases superfamily protein
Biological process (GO): rRNA base methylation
Cellular component (GO): nucleolus
Molecular function (GO): RNA methyltransferase activity
Source: RefSeq, a predicted model, not a curated record